AUGUCUAAAAGAUUAAGAACAUCCUACGCUACCAAAGCAUGCACAAAUUGCCAAAGGAAACAUGCAAAAUGUUCUGGAGAAAUUCCUUGUAUAAACUGUACAGAAAAAAGUCUCGAAUGUUGCAUUUUAAUUACCGGUAAAAAACGAGGACCCAAAACAAAAAGACAUAAUAAUAUUGCUGAACAUUACAAUAAACAUUACAAUACUAAAGGCAUCCUUGAAAUUACGAACUCUAUCAAAGAUCCUUUGGAUGAUAAUUCGAAACAUCUUUUAUCUGAAAAUUUUGAAAUAACGCAACCGCAUUAUGUUCCUACAACAAAUUACGAUCCAUACGAUUCAACAAAUUUAUUUAAUUCUAACGGGGUACAAUCUUCAUUGGAAUUUCAACAAGAAAAUGCAUCUCGAGGAGUUAUGCAUGGUAUUUUAAUUAUUCCAAUUGAUUUUUCUCCAAAUAUCACAUUUAAUGGUGGUUGCAAUUUCGAACUUUAUGAAAAUAAUUUAAUUUCUGGUUCAUAUUUUCCUAAUUACAAUUCUCUUUAUUCUUUUGAUAAUUAUAAUUCUUCCAUCUCAAUCCUUGACAAAUAUAAU
Molecule: messenger RNA, 588 nt
Organism: Scutellospora calospora
Lineage: Eukaryota; Fungi; Glomeromycota; Glomeromycetes; Diversisporales; Gigasporaceae
Source: the annotation of a GenBank genome assembly